Messenger RNA from Aureobasidium melanogenum CBS 110374, 1401 nucleotides. Its product is annotated as WD40 repeat-like protein. The transcript has 2 exons. Lineage: Eukaryota; Fungi; Ascomycota; Dothideomycetes; Dothideales; Saccotheciaceae. The record is from RefSeq and is a predicted model, not a curated record. Gene Ontology annotation, biological process: mRNA splicing, via spliceosome. The coding region runs from base 1 to 1401 and encodes 466 amino acids. Gene Ontology annotation, molecular function: mRNA binding; protein binding. Gene Ontology annotation, cellular component: catalytic step 2 spliceosome.
AUGGCUUACCAACAACUAGAACUAGCCAAGCGGACAAGUACCAAAGGCAAGGUGCCUACUGGUUACGCCGACGAGAUUGUCAUCAGUGAGACAGCCUUCCGCAACGCCCACCGAGCAGUCGAAGCAAACCACGAGCCGCCGACCAAAAAGCGCAAGAGAGAGGGGAAAGGCGACAGCAGUAUCGUCUACGGUGCGGGCGCAUACAAGGGACCAUGGGCGCGUUAUGAAGUCGAAAGACCUGACGACAGUUCAGGCAGUGAAGAGGAGGUCGAGGUCGAGUACGAGGAGGAUGAGAUUGCGCCGCAGCCUGCAGCUCCGUCAAAGGCUGGCACUGCAUAUGUUGAGUCGGAUGGUUCGAAAGAGACGACCGAGUUCCAUGGAAGCCAGCAGUACGACUACCAGGGCAGGACAUACAUGCAUGUACCACAAGAUCUGGACAUCGAUCUACGGGGCGACCUGCCAGACGACUACAAGAACUAUGCGCCCAAGAAGUUGCUCCAUACCUGGAAGUCACAUACCAAGGCCAUCACUCAAUUACGCUUCUUUCCUGAUGCUGGACACCUGCUGCUCUCAGCUUCUGCCGACAGCAAGGUCAAGAUUUGGGAUGUCUACCACCAGCGAGAGUUGCUGCGUACUUACUCUGGCCACACGAAGUCUGUGUCGGAUAUCUGCUUCAACUACGAUGGUUCUCGCUUCAUGACAGGCUCCUUCGACAGACAGAUGAAGCUCUGGGACACCGAGACUGGCCAAUGUAUCAGCCGAUUCAGCACUGGUGCCACUCCUCACGUUGUUCGCUUCCAACCUGAUCAAAACUCGGCUACCGAAUUCCUGGCUGGUAUGAGCGACAAGAAAAUCGUCCAAUUCGACACGAGGACGCCUGGAGAAUCACCCAUCCAAGAGUACGACCACCACUUGGGUCCAGUCAACACAAUCACCUUCUGCGACGAGAACCGUCGUUUCAUCACCACUUCAGACGACAAGAGUUUGCGCGCAUGGGAAUAUGGUAUCCCCGUGCCCAUCAAGUUUGUCGCUGAACCCUACAUGUUCCCUAUGGUACGCUCAAGUCCACACCCAUCUGGCAAAUACGUCGCCUUCCAGAGCUCAGAUAACCAAAUCGUCGUCUAUGCAUCUACAGAAAGAUUCAGACAAAACAGGAAGAAGAGUUAUCGUGGGCACAACAAUGCCGGUUAUGCCAUUGAUGUGGCUAUCAGUCCUGAUGGCGGCAUGGUUAUGUCUGGAGACAGCGGCGGUUACGUGUGCUUCUAUGAUUGGAAGACGUGCAAGAUGUGGCAUAAGAUCAAGGCGAGUGAGUCUGCUGUUGUCGCUGCACAGUGGCAGCCCAAGGAGACAUCCAAGGUUGUUACGGGUGCUUUGGAUGGCUUGAUCAAGUACUGGGACUAG